AUGUCGAUCCAAACUAGUGACCCAAAUGAAACAUCAGAUUUAAAGUCAUUAUCCUUGAUUGCUGCACACUCCCAUAUUACAGGUUUAGGUUUAGAUGAGAAUUUGCAACCACGUCCUACAUCUGAAGGUAUGGUCGGGCAGUUGCAAGCCCGUCGUGCUGCUGGUGUGAUACUAAAAAUGGUUCAGAAUGGAACCAUAGCAGGUAGGGCUGUCUUGGUGGCGGGCCCUCCUUCCACCGGUAAGACUGCCCUUGCCAUGGGUGUUUCUCAAUCUCUAGGAAAAGAUGUACCUUUCACUGCUAUUGCAGGUUCAGAAAUCUUUUCUCUAGAACUGAGUAAAACUGAAGCACUCACUCAAGCCUUUAGGAAAUCCAUUGGAAUCAAAAUCAAAGAAGAGACAGAAUUGAUUGAAGGUGAAGUUGUGGAAAUUCAAAUUGACAGAUCUAUUACAGGUGGUCACAAGCAAGGUAAACUGACUAUUAAGACUACCGAUAUGGAAACAAUCUAUGAACUAGGUAAUAAAAUGAUUGAUGGUCUAACUAAAGAAAAGGUACUAGCUGGCGAUGUUAUUUCUAUUGAUAAGGCCAGCGGGAAGAUUACCAAGCUAGGCAGAUCCUUUGCUAGAUCCAGAGACUACGAUGCCAUGGGUGCUGAUACCAGAUUUGUCCAAUGUCCGGAAGGGGAACUACAAAAGAGGAAAACAGUGGUUCACACGGUCUCCUUACAUGAGAUUGAUGUUAUCAAUUCAAGAACUCAAGGGUUUUUGGCAUUGUUCACUGGUGACACUGGUGAAAUUAGGUCAGAAGUAAGAGACCAAAUAAACACAAAAGUGGCAGAAUGGAAAGAAGAAGGCAAAGCUGAAAUAGUCCCUGGUGUAUUAUUCAUCGAUGAAGUUCAUAUGUUGGAUAUUGAAUGUUUUUCAUUCAUAAAUAGAGCUUUGGAAGAUGAGUUUGCUCCUAUUGUCAUGAUGGCUACGAACAGAGGAGUUUCCAAGACUAGAGGGACCACUUACAAAUCUCCACAUGGGUUGCCUCUCGAUCUUUUGGACAGAUCGAUCAUCAUCACAACUAGAAAUUAUAACGAACAGGAAAUAAAAACAAUUUUGUCUAUAAGGGCACAAGAGGAAGAGGUUGAAUUAUCGUCAGAUGCCUUGGAUCUAUUGACUAAAACUGGUGUGGAAACUAGUUUGCGGUAUAGCAGCAACCUGAUUUCCGUUGCUCAGCAAAUUGCUAUGAAAAGGAAAAGCAACACCGUCGAAGUAGAAGAUGUCAAAAGGGCUUAUUUGUUAUUUUUGGACAGCGCUAGAUCUGUGAAGUAUGUCCAGGAAAACGAGUCACAAUACAUUGAUGAUCAGGGCAACGUUCAAAUAUCUAGUGCUAAAUCAACUGAUCCUGAUGCCAUGGAUACUACCGAAUAA
Molecule: messenger RNA, 1416 nt
Organism: Saccharomyces mikatae IFO 1815
Lineage: Eukaryota; Fungi; Ascomycota; Saccharomycetes; Saccharomycetales; Saccharomycetaceae
Gene: RVB2
Product: RuvB family ATP-dependent DNA helicase reptin
Exons: 1
Coding region: 1-1416 (471 amino acids)
Biological process (GO): box C/D snoRNP assembly; chromatin remodeling; regulation of transcription by RNA polymerase II
Cellular component (GO): NuA4 histone acetyltransferase complex; R2TP complex; Swr1 complex
Molecular function (GO): ATP hydrolysis activity; ATP binding; DNA helicase activity
Source: RefSeq, a predicted model, not a curated record